UCGAUUAUAUUCCGAUUAUUGCGGCAAUCGCGCGUUUGUGGUGCCUUUCGUUAUAAACAACGUGAUUACUUGUUGCUGUUAAGCUAUUUAUGUGAUUUCUUAGCACAAUGCCCAGCAAACCCAACAUACCGAGUAUACAAUUGGGCGAUUAUAUUGUUAUACAACGCCAAAAGUACACAAAACUGCAGAAAUUUGGCAGUCUUGAUGCGACGGCCACCUUGGGCAAGGAGCACCUGGAGCUGAAGUCGCUGCUCGAUCAGCCAUAUGGCUCUACAUUUAAGAUGUGUGUUAAGGAGUCGAAGGCGGGAAAACGGGGGGCACAGCGACAGCAUACCCUUGAACUGGUUAGCGAGAAUGAGCUACGAAGCAUUCGCGAUGUGCUAAAUAUUUCCAGCAGCGGGGCUGAUAAUCGCGACAUUAGCGACAAUGGAGAAGCCCAAGCACUAAAAUCCGAGGAUAUCGAGCAACUGCGUGAAGAGUGCAGAGAGUCCAGUAAGAUCAUUGAGAAGCUGGUGGAGAACUCAAAAACAUUUCACACGCGCACCGAAUACUCGCAGGACAAAUACCUCUUGAAAAAGGAGAAGAAAUACUUUGAGUUUGUGCAAAUCCGGCAGCCAAGCAUACGGCUAAUGACCGAUAUAUUCCACAGACAGGAUGCCGAAAAGAUUAUGGGCAUCCGAGUGGACACGCUCUCCCAAAUCAUCUCGUAUUCCGGCGUAUGUGGCUUUGGCAGUUAUCUACUAUACGAGAGCGGUACUAAUGGCUUGCUGCCUGCUGCCAUGCUGAACUCCAUAGGCGCGGCUACAGAUGCCACAUUGGUGCACAUGCAUCCGGGGAAUGUGCCACAAAAGCAAGCAUUGCUGGCAUUGAAACUUCCCCUGGAGCAACAGCAACGCUGCAUCUCCGUUAAUUUGUAUUCUGUACUGCGAGAAUUCUACCAGGGUGAUAGAAAACUAGACGUCUCAAUUGCUACUGAGGCAGCAGAUGCCACGCAAACAGACGAAAACAGUGUAACAACAUCUGAGGAACAGACUGACGCAGUUGAGCCCACGACGAAGAAGCCCAAAUUGGAUGAAUCCCCCAACUUAAACAACAGAUCAGGGCCACUUCGUUGGCAAGUGGAGAACAAACGUGCCUCUGCGCUAAUGCACGAGAAAUUCGAUAACCUCGUCAUGGCUGCCAAGGAACACCCAUCAAAUAUUGUUGAAGCAUUGUUGCCUCUUGUAAAACCAUCACGACCCAUCGUCAUAUUUAGCACUUGCAAGGAACUGCUGCAGGAGACAUAUAUGGAACUAAAGGCGUCUGGCAAGGUGACCAAUCUGCAUGUGACUUCAAAUUGGCUGCGAACCUAUCAAAUACUUCCAAAUCGCACGCAUCCCGAAGUCAACAUGAGUGGCAACAGCGGCUAUCUCUUGACUGGCUACACUCUGAGCUAAUUAUUGACACCGAUUGUGUUUUAUACACUACGUAAAGAGUAUAUUAUUCGAUGAAUGCAGUCCACAUCCAUUUAAUAAAUCGAAUUUUUGAUAAUAUCAUGCAACAUU
Molecule: messenger RNA, 1544 nt
Organism: Drosophila sulfurigaster albostrigata
Lineage: Eukaryota; Metazoa; Arthropoda; Insecta; Diptera; Drosophilidae
Gene: Trmt6
Product: tRNA (adenine(58)-N(1))-methyltransferase non-catalytic subunit TRM6
Exons: 3
Coding region: 108-1436 (442 amino acids)
Biological process (GO): tRNA methylation
Cellular component (GO): tRNA (m1A) methyltransferase complex; nucleus
Source: RefSeq, a predicted model, not a curated record